Messenger RNA from Lodderomyces oxycetoniae, 522 nucleotides. RefSeq names its product DNA-directed RNA polymerase II subunit (gene RPB7). Gene Ontology annotation, biological process: positive regulation of nuclear-transcribed mRNA poly(A) tail shortening; positive regulation of translational initiation; DNA-templated transcription. Gene Ontology annotation, molecular function: single-stranded RNA binding; single-stranded DNA binding; translation initiation factor binding. Lineage: Eukaryota; Fungi; Ascomycota; Pichiomycetes; Serinales; Debaryomycetaceae. The transcript has a single exon. Bases 1 to 522 code for a protein of 173 amino acids. Gene Ontology annotation, cellular component: P-body; RNA polymerase II, core complex. The record is from RefSeq and is a predicted model, not a curated record.
AUGUUUUUCUUGAAAGAUCUAUCGUUGAACCUAACGUUACAUCCGUCGUAUUUCGGCCCACAGAUGGAUCAAUAUUUGAGAGAUAAGUUGCUAAGCGACGUUGAAGGUACGUGUACAGGUCAAUUCGGCUACAUUGUGUGUGUGCUUGACUCAAUGAAUAUCGAUGUAGGCAAGGGACGAAUAAUCCCCACAUCGGGAAUGGCAGAGUUUGAAGUCAAGUAUCGUGCUGUCGUUUGGAAACCAUUCAAAGGCGAGGUUGUUGAUGGUGUUGUCACCACUGUUAAUAAAAUGGGCUUUUUUGCUGAUGUGGGUCCGUUGUCUGUGUUUGUUAGCACACAUCUAAUACCCUCCGAUAUGAAAUUCAACCCAUCAGCCAACCCGCCCGCAUAUUCAAGUCCCGACGAAAAUAUAGAAAAGGGGUCAAAAGUAAGAUUGAAGAUUGUGGGAACAAGGACAGACGUUAAUGAGAUUUACGCCAUAGGCAGUAUCAAGGAAGAUUAUUUAGGCCCAAGUCCAAUGUAG